AUGCUCGACGCUGAUAGGGAAAAGGGCCUCACGUUUGUCUGCGCCGCCACUAAUGGAACCUACACUCCUUAUCUCUUCCGGACGUAUCGGGGAAGCAACAGUCCAUCAGAUCCAGUUGCUGAUACGGCCAGGGCCAAGUUUCCAACCCGUAAUCAGGCCCAUAAUGUUGAGAUCUGGGAAGCUGCUCGAGCAACGACUGCAGCACCGACCUUCUUCCCUCCUAUCUCCAUCAAGAUCGAAGCGGACAGGAACGAGUACGUGGACGGGGCCGUGGUAUUCAAUAAUCCUGCCCACCUUGUGCUCAAUGAAGCCGAAUCCCAUUUUGGCUCCGGACGAAAGUUGGGAUUUCUCUUGAGUUUGGGGACCGGACUGAAAAUCACGGACAACGGGGCCAACGUCGUUCCCAACGCGGAAGCAGCGGCGAGGAACACUGAGCCUGCCAGGAAAAACAGCGGCGCCCUGAUAUCAAGGGGCACCAUUAAUGUGCUAAAACACGCAAAGCAAUCCAUGACCGACCCGGAGCCGACGCAUCACGCACUAGAAGAGCGGUUUCGGGGCACGCCUUACGCCUAUUUCCGUCUGAACUUAGACCGUGGCGCCGCAAAUAUCAAGCUUCACGAGUAUAAGCAGAUGAAAGUGCUGCGAGCGGCCACCGAGGAGUAUCUACGGAACGUCCAGGUUUCCGCGGAUAUCGAUAAAGUGGUCAGUAUGUUGCAUAAGAACGAAGGUGUGAAUAUGCCUUUGGACGCCGCAUGCCGCGCGGUAUCCGAUGAGGCAUCAAAGCAGGCCAUUGCCCAGGAAAUUCAAAUCAAAAGCAUCGCCAGCCCCCAAUUCACCGGUAGAAAAGAGAUUCUUGGGAAGAUGGAGCGUCACUUCUGCGAACGUACACAGUCAUCGCCUCGGAGGCAUCUUAGGAUCCAUGGUAUGGGCGGCGUCGGUAAGACGCAAAUUGCACUUAAGUUUAGGGACUUGUACGGGUCACGGUUUGCCCGGGUCUUUUGGAUCAACGCCGCCAGCGAGGGCUCUAUUUACGAGAGCCUUAGAGUAAUUACAGCUGAACUAUUUGGAGGACAGCCAACCAAGCCUGACAUUGGGCGAGUACACCAGUGGCUGGAGCGGAAUACGGAGGAAGAGUGGUUCCUAAUUUUCGACAAUAACGACUCAAUCGACAUAAGCAAGUAUAUUCCUCCAGGAAACACCGGAAACAUUCUCUUCACCAGCAGAAGCGACGACGUGUCGCCCAGCCUCGAUGGGGAUCAAAAUUUACUUAUAGAGACCAUGAAAGAGGACGACGCUUUAGCUCUUCUUUUACGAGCAUCAAAGAGGCACAAGAAGGCGUUCGACGCGAGGGAGGAAAAGCACGGAAAAGACAUCAUCCAAGAGUUGGGAUACCUCCCACUGGCUAUCGAUCAGGCUGGCUCGUACGUGCACAAUCAAGAUUGCUCAUUCGGAACGUAUCUACGCGACUUUAAGGAGCGACGGAAUGAAAUCCUCGGCGAUUGUCUCUACCCGGGAGUGUUCGAAGACAACCCGGCCGUCUACGGUACUUUUGAACUGUCAUACGAGGCACUGGAGAAGCGGUCGAAAGAAGAGACUUCGAGAGGACGGGCCGCAAUGAACGCCCUUCGGAUCCUGAACGUCUUUUGCUUCUACAGCAAUGAAAACAUCCCGGGAGAGAUCAUCGGUAGAGCGGCUACGAACAGCAAGACCGAUAGGGAGGCACUGGGGAAUGCGGAAAGCUUAGCCCCUUUGGCGCUCUUCGACCUCAAGAACGACAAGUCCUGGAACGACAGAAACUACCUGGAUGGAAUUUCUCUCUUGAGGAGCUACUCGCUUAUCAAAAAGUCUGUGGUUCACGAUGAUUGCCACUCGAUGCAUGUCCUGGUCCAUUCGUGGGCCCGCGACCGGAUGCAUGCAGAUGUGUUCAAAUUCCAACGCCAGGCAGCUCGCUCCAUUAUCUUCGACUGCUUUCAUCAAAACUUCAAGUUUGAAGACGAAAGGUUUCUCGUUCAGCUGCUGCCGCAUAUCAAAGCAUGCCUUGGCCACAAAGGCCUCGAGGAUGUGGACUGGUUUAAGCGAACCAGGCAGGACAGCAAGUAUGCCAGGCUUCUGAGCGCGGUGGGGAUGUGGCGAGAAGCCUUAUGGGCUCUCGAGGACAUUGUAGCAGAGAGGCGCGAGAACCUCGCGGCUGACAAUUGGCUGAUUGCAGCCGCCCUUUGGGACCUGGGCAAGAUGCACAAGUCGUGUGGAAACCUCGGCCCGGCAGAAAAGACCCUGCUAGAGAGCACAAACCUGUUGAACAGCUGCAACGAGCCGGGCUGGGCAAGCAGAGUGGUCCUGGACAUGGGCAUCGACCUCGCUGAGGUGUACAUCCAGCAGGCGCAGCUGGGGACGGCCGAGCAGAUGCUCACCUGGAUCGCGGAGUCCGAGGAGGAGAAGGGCGGCAAGAGCCCGCAGCUUCGCCGUGCGGUCGCGGCCCUGGCGACGACGAUGCAGCUAGCGGGCGAGAUUGACAAGGCCGAGAGGCUGGAAGCAAGGUCGUUGACAUGGUGUAUGGAAAACCCCAAAAUCGGGGAGGGCCAUCGGGCGACUAUGAGGGCGAUUAGCAACAUCGCAACACUGAGGUCUGCCAAGGGGCAGCACGAGUCGGCGGAUGAGAUGUGGCGGCACGUGCUCGAGGUAGACGAGCGGUUCAGGGGCAAGGAGCACCCUAUUACGCUGCAGUCGAAGCGGAACGUGGCCAUCGGUUGCGUCAAGUUGGACAAUCUUGAAGAGGCGGAGAGGUUGCUCCGGGAAGUGUUGGAUGUUGGCGAGAGGGUUCUGUGGCGGGAGCAUCUCGACAUGCUCGUGACGAUGGAGCAUCUCGCCGGUGUGCUGUACAUGAUGGGAGAACUGCACGAGGCGCUGGAGCUGCAGGAGGAAUGCUUGGAGGGUAGGGUUCACGGGCUUGGGGAUCAUCAUCCCCUGACUGUCAAGGCCAGGGAAGGACUCGAAAAGAUGAGGGUGGGAGCCGUCAUACCCGUCGCGGAACAGGUGCUUUGGCAGAGUGAAGGGGCUUUGCUACCCGGGGACAGCAAUAUGGCCUCGCAAAGCAUGAACGACAGAUACCUUUACUGA
Molecule: messenger RNA, 3117 nt
Organism: Colletotrichum spaethianum
Lineage: Eukaryota; Fungi; Ascomycota; Sordariomycetes; Glomerellales; Glomerellaceae
Product: nephrocystin-3
Exons: 3
Coding region: 1-3117 (1038 amino acids)
Biological process (GO): arachidonate metabolic process
Cellular component (GO): membrane
Molecular function (GO): ADP binding; protein binding
Source: RefSeq, a predicted model, not a curated record